GUAGUACUAUUGUACAGAGUUGGAAAGAAAAUCGCCGCGGCUGCCGUGCCAGAUUUCCUUUCUUUUAUUCUCUCAGCUUACACAGUCUUCAAUAAAAACAAAUCACGACCUGUAAUUACAAAACUACCCCUUUCACCCUCACAUAAACAUCAACCUCACUUCAGCGCCAGUAAAAAAACACGAGAGGAAAGGACCCGUUUGAAAAUUGAUUGACUUUGAUUUCAUGGCCAAAUGCACAACAGCCUCGUCCACUACGACGCCGUUUACGGCUCUUAAGCCUGAAGAUUACUCCCAUAGUCCUGUUCACUACGCCGUCGUUUUGGGUGAUCACAUUACUCUUGCCCGGAUAAUCUCCACCCUCCCUAAACUCCCCGAUCCUUCUAAAAUUCACACCGAAUCUGACUCUCUGAGUCAAGAACGAGUGGCUGACCAAAUAUCCUCUGUUCUCGACCGCCGCGACGUUCCCUUCCGGGAAACUCCGCUCCAUCUAGCCGUUAGACUAAAUGACGCAUUCGCUGUACGUUCUCUUGCUGCAGCCGGUGCUGACGUGUCUCUCCAGAAUGCUGCCGGUUGGAACCCUCUACAAGAGGCUGUUUGUCGUCGUAGUUCUGACAUUUCGUUGAUUUUACUCAAGCUGCACCACCGCUCCGCCUGGUCCAAGUGGCGCCGACGCUUGCCACGUGCCAUUUCUGUCCUACGCAGAAUGCGUGAUUUCUAUAUGGAAAUCUCCUUCCACUUCGAAAGCUCCGUCAUUCCGUUCGUAGGGAAAAUCGCUCCGUCUGACACGUACAAGAUCUGGAAACGCGAUGGUAAUCUCCGGGCUGACACGUCACUCGCUGGCUUCGACGGCUUGAAAAUACAACGCGCCGAUCAAAGCUUUCUGUUCCUUGGAGACGGUGACCAAACUCACAACGUUCCUCCUGGUUCCUUGCUCGUUCUCAACCGCGACGACCGCAAAAUUUUAGACGCUUUUGAAAACGCCGGAGGACCUAUGUCCGAGUCCGAAAUUGCCGGAUUUUGCGCACAAACUACCGUGUAUCGGCCCGGAAUGGACGUCACUAAGGCCGAACUUGUCGGCCGGACCAAUUGGAGACGACAAGAGAAGACAGAGUCUGUUGGUGAAUGGAAAGCCAAAGUAUAUGAACUGCAGAACGUCGUUUUCAGUUUUAGGUCACGUAAAGUUCCCGAAAACGACGUCGCUGGCAGCGAACAAGUACUACCACUCGAACUUGACGAAGACGACGACGGUUUUUUCGUUGCCGAGAAUCCAAGUCUCAAUUUCAACGUUGAGAGACGAAGACAUAGUAGUUUUGUGAGGGAGGAGAGAGAUUGGGUGACGGUUGGGAGAAAGAGCGUUGACAUCAUUCCUUCUUCUGCGAUGUCUUCGCGACCGAUAAUGACCGAGCCGAGGAAGUCGACUUCGGCUGCGGUUACGUUGGCCCCUUCGCCGCCGACGAAGGAAAAAGAGUUUGUGAGAAGUUUACGGCCGUCAGUUUGGUUAACGGAACAGUUUCCGUUAAAGACGGAGGAGUUGCUUCCGUUACUUGAUAUUUUAGCUAAUAAAGUUAAAGCUGUGCGAAGAUUGAGAGAAUUGUUGACGACAAAGCUCCCGCCGGGAACAUUCCCCGUUAAGAGGAGAAGCUUUUGGUGGGGUCAACUGUUGUUUUGUGAUGCGACGUGGAAGUCUAUGGACGGUGUCAUGGGUGUGUGGGACCGAGAUGAUCCGAGAUUUCUUUUCUUUUGGCUUUGGAUGAGCGGGUUUAGGUCAAGUUGGAAGUUCACUCAAAUCAAACUGAAUCUUUAGUGUAGAUUUGACUGGUUCAAACCGAGCAUACCGGAGGAUGGUUCCAUUUUGGCGAAAUAGAGUAGCCCUUAGCUUUUAUUUUGGUUGACUUAUCUUUGAAUUUAAACGGAUGUUGUUGGAAAUGAUUUUUUCUGGGAAAAGUUUUCUUUAAAGAGUAAUUGGUUGAUGUUAUCGACUGUUUGUUUGUGUGGGACAGGUGGCGAUCCCGGUGGUCCCGACGGUGAAGGUAGUGGUGACAUUCACUAAAUUCGUCGAGCUACAAUCAACAGAACAAUUCUUCACUCCGCUCUCAAGCCCUAGCUAUUUCCCUAGAGGCUCAUCCGAGGAUGAUAAAAAAUCAUCUUCAUCUUCAUGGCUAAGGAGGAAUGGCAGCCAAUCGGCGAACAAGCAGCGGCAGAGUUCAUUGUCGUCGUCGUCAUCAUCAGCAACAACAAUGGCACCACACUGGGGGACAGACCCUUUUGCCAUACCAAGUGGGUAUACAUGGACGAGC
This is a messenger RNA of Mangifera indica (mango), 2297 nucleotides long. Its product is annotated as ankyrin repeat domain-containing protein 13C-like. The record is from RefSeq and is a predicted model, not a curated record. Gene Ontology annotation, cellular component: cytoplasm. NCBI's taxonomy places the organism in Eukaryota, Viridiplantae, Streptophyta, Magnoliopsida, Sapindales, Anacardiaceae. The transcript is spliced from 2 exons. The coding region runs from base 224 to 1804 and encodes 526 amino acids. Gene Ontology annotation, molecular function: protein binding.